This is a messenger RNA of Dovyalis caffra, 480 nucleotides long. Lineage: Eukaryota; Viridiplantae; Streptophyta; Magnoliopsida; Malpighiales; Salicaceae. The record is from the annotation of a GenBank genome assembly.
AUGGGCAUCAAGGAGAGCGAAGGAAAUGAAACGUUUCACCGGGGAGCAGUUCUCUCAUAUGGACUUCAAAGGCAAAAGGGUGCCCAAUUUUGUUUAAAAGCAGGAAUUGGAAGAGGGGACCAACCUAUUACUUUUGCUGCUAACUUGGUUAGCUACAGGGCUGGGGGUGGUUGGAGUACAACUUGUGCUCCUUCACCAUUCUACAUAACAUCUAAGAUGAGGUCUCUUUACCUUGAAGGAUACAAUUAUUCUGUAUUCGACCUGACAAGACAUGACAGAGUUCAGAUACAGGAACUCAGAAUAAAAUUUUUCAGGAGGUUGCUACAAAUGUAUCGGAAAGACCAGAGUGAAGGCCAAAGCAAGAAAGCGAAUGACAGGGAGAAAAUAUUCUGUAUGCGAAGAAGCAAUGUGAAGCUUGUGCCUAGCAGCAUAUCUGGUCAGGAAAACUAUUUAAAGAGAAAGGUUCGGAAGCCUUGGUAG